Messenger RNA from Trichosporon asahii var. asahii CBS 2479, 321 nucleotides. RefSeq lists its product as uncharacterized. The transcript has 2 exons. The record is from RefSeq and is a predicted model, not a curated record. Lineage: Eukaryota; Fungi; Basidiomycota; Tremellomycetes; Trichosporonales; Trichosporonaceae. The coding region runs from base 1 to 321 and encodes 106 amino acids.
AUGGCCGACCACCCCAACCGCGGCAAGGGCAACGACCGCUGGACCCCCGAGCACGAUCAGGCUCUUCUCGUCCAAGGCAUCAUUGCACUGGUCAAGUCGAACCAGACCAGCCUCUACUUGCUUCCUGGCAUCAUCGGCUGCGUCGACGGACACGGAAACGACCGCACGUCGAAGAAGGUGAACCAGCUCCUCGCGCGCUUCGCUGAGGCGAAUAACGUGGACCCCGCAGUCGUCAAGAGCUCGCGUCGCAAGUCCUCCACGGACUCCCCGCCUCGCAAGAAAGUCAAGAAGGAGAACGGCGUCAAGAAGGAGGAGAAGUAG